CAUACUCUCUGCACGGAGUACGGAGAGACACACAUUCCUUUUCCAAUCUUCAGAAACAAUAUGGCUGAUUCACCUACUCAGCGCCCUUUCAACACUCGUCGCGCCCGUACCUUCGAGGAGAGUCAACGACGGAACUCGACCCUCUCGGACUCGCUCUCCGAGGCCCGCAACUCCAUCCGCUCAUCGACCGACGACUUAUUUCUACCGCGUGUAGCAGAAGGCCAUGCCGCACUCUCAACUGAAGAAUCGAAUUGGCAUUCUGCACCCCUUGGGCUGGCCCUGCUGCCUGCAAUUGCCGGCAUUUUCUUCCAUGAAGGUAGUUCCUUCGUCACCGACGUCACAUUACUAGUCUUGGCCGCUAUAUUUCUCAACUGGUCUGUCCGAUUGCCUUGGGACUGGUACCGCUCGGCCCAAGCCAUCCGACGCGAAGAAAGUGGAUUCCCCGCGCCCGGCGAUCCCCCAUUCGAGCUUGACGACCAAGAACCCCAACACAAAGAAGCCGCAACAGCCAUCUCCGAGCUCCAAAUCCACGAACUCGCCGCUCUAGCCGCUUGCUUCAUAUUCCCUAUAAUCGGCACCUGUCUCCUGCACACCAUCCGCUCAAGCCUCUCCCGACCAUCCGAGGGCCUAGUAUCAAACUACAACCUAACAAUCUUCCUCCUAGCCUCUGAAGUCCGCCCAGUCGCCCACAUCCUAAGGCUAAUCCAAAAACGAACCCUACACCUCCAACGCAUCGUAUUAUCCUCAACAGACCCAAUCAUAACCCCAACAACCCUGCAAGACCUAACAAAGCGCCUCGAAGAACUCGAAGCACACGUCGCAGAGACAGCUACCGCCCGUCUCGCAACCCAACCAGACAAAGACACCUACCCCCUCUCCCCAAAAGAACAAGAAUGCCAGGCAUCCCCAUCCCUCGUCGCCAGCGCAGCCCUCGAAACUCGAAAAGCUAUCCAGCCCGAUAUCGAAGCCCUGAAUCGCGCCGUCAGGCGCUACGAGAAACGUUCUGCCCUUUUCUCCCUGCAGACUGAUCAGCGCUUCGUGCGUCUCGAGACACAGGCCGCCGACGCGAUUGCGCUGGCGGCUGCUGCGAAGCGGUCGGCCGAGUCAAGGCGUCCGAAUUAUGCGCUUGUCCUGCUGGACUGGGCUUGCGCGUGCAUAGUUGUCCCUGCUCAGAUUGCGCUGUCGCUUGUUAGUUUGCCUGGGCGCGCGCUCUCGGGGUGCUGGGAUGCGGCGAGGCGUAUGCUGAUUGAGCGGAAAGUUGGACCGCAGCAGAGAUCGAAGCCUAGGUCUUCGUCGAAGGGGAAGGCUGGCGCUGGCGCUGGCGCUGGAGCUGGAGCUGUGGGGGUGGGUGCGUCGGGUGCGUAUCGGCAGGGUGGUGGGCUGGCGUCGCAGCGGCGGCCUGGGGUGAGGAAUGGGGAUGGGGGGUGA
Messenger RNA from Penicillium samsonianum, 1428 nucleotides. RefSeq lists its product as uncharacterized. NCBI's taxonomy places the organism in Eukaryota, Fungi, Ascomycota, Eurotiomycetes, Eurotiales, Aspergillaceae. The transcript is spliced from 2 exons. The coding region runs from base 61 to 1428 and encodes 455 amino acids. The record is from RefSeq and is a predicted model, not a curated record.